Cyprinodon variegatus (sheepshead minnow) is the source of this 693-nucleotide messenger RNA. RefSeq names its product neurotensin receptor 1 (high affinity) (gene ntsr1). Gene Ontology annotation, cellular component: plasma membrane. Gene Ontology annotation, biological process: neuropeptide signaling pathway. Gene Ontology annotation, molecular function: G protein-coupled neurotensin receptor activity. NCBI's taxonomy places the organism in Eukaryota, Metazoa, Chordata, Actinopteri, Cyprinodontiformes, Cyprinodontidae. The transcript has a single exon. The annotation marks the transcript as partial. The record is from RefSeq and is a predicted model, not a curated record.
GUGAGUUUAUGUUUCAUAUUUAGGAUGAAUGUAAACGUGACGCUCUCGGAGCGCAGCCUGGCCGGCUUUGGCGCGCUGGCGCAGCGGCUGUUUGGGAACAAAUCCUUGAUAUCUGUUGGGAAUGACACCGGCGCUCCAGGAGCGGGGGAGGAGGACUUGGAGGUGAACACCGACAUCUACUCUAAGGUGAUAGUCACCGUCAUCUACGUAGCUCUGUUCGUCGUGGGCUCUCUGGGGAACUCCAUCACUCUCUACACCCUGCUGAGCAAAAAGACCCUGCAGAACCUGCAGAGCACCGUGCACUACCACCUGGCCAGCCUGGCCGUGUCGGACCUGCUCAUCCUCGUCCUCUCCAUGCCCAUCGAGCUCUACAACUUCAUCUGGUUCCACUACCCGUGGGUGUUCGGGGACGCGGUGUGCAGAGGUUACUACUUCCUCCGGGACAGCUGCUCCUACGCCACAGCGCUGAACAUCGCCAGCCUGAGCGUGGAGCGCUACAUGGCCAUCUGCCACCCGUUCAAAGCCAAGAGCAUCAUGUCCCGCAGCCGCACCAAGAAGCUCAUCAGCGCCAUGUGGAUCGCGUCCUUUGCGCUCGCGAUUCCGAUGCUCUUCAUCAUGGGCCAAACCACGCGCAGCGGGGAGAAGAUCUGCACCACCAUCGUCUCUCCUGUCACCCUGAAGACCGUGUUACAG